AUACGGACCACGGACUCCAGCAGGGUUGUUCAUGGAAAGAAGAAGAAGAAGAAGAAGAGAAGAAAGAAAAUAGAAGAAGACAUUUGAGUUUGAGGUUAAUUUCAAGGAAGGUUAUUUUGUUGGUUUGUUUAUUGAUUUUAAGUAAAAAUCGGUUAUUAAAACUAACUUAAAAAUGUCCAGAAAACCCGUUAGCGCUGAAGAAAAACGAACUAGAAUGUUACAGCUCUUUUAUGAAAGAGGAGAAUGUUUUCAAUUAAAAGAAUUAGAAAAAGUAGCACCAAAGGAAAAAGGAAUCGUAACAGCUUCAGUCAAAGAAGUAUUACAAAAUCUUGUGGAAAAUGGGUUGGUAGAUACUGACAAAAUAGGCACGUCGAUAUAUUUUUGGGCAUUUCCAAGUAAAGCUAUUACUGCAAGAAAGAGGGAAAUGGAGGACCUGCAAAAAAAGACAGAAGAAAUUGAGAAAAAAAUAAAACUUAUUGAAGAUACUAUAGAAUCAUCCAAAUGUAGUAAAAAUGAUGAUUUUACACGUAAAAAUAUAUUAGAGGAAAUAAGUGAUAGAGAAUGUAAACUUAGUAGUUUAAAACAGGAAUUUGGAAAUUAUGAAGAAAAUGAUCCUACCAAAUUUGAAAAAUUAGUAAAUAAAUCAGAAGAAUUGAAACAUGCUGCUAAUAGGUGGACAGAUAAUAUAUUCUCUGUAAAAUCUUGGUGCAUAAAGAAGUUUAUGAUGGAAGACAAAGUUUUGAAUAAGCAAUUUGGUAUACCAGAGGAGUUUGAUUAUAUUGAAUAA
Messenger RNA from Psylliodes chrysocephalus, 787 nucleotides. The record is from the annotation of a GenBank genome assembly. Lineage: Eukaryota; Metazoa; Arthropoda; Insecta; Coleoptera; Chrysomelidae.